UCUUCGGUAAUUCUGGCAGCGGUGAGCUCCGUAAGCGGGCAGCCAAAUUCACGACAGUUCAAUAACUACCUAUAAUAAAAUAACCAUAAUACGAUAACAUAACAUUAUAACACAUCAUUAGAACAAGAGACAAGCAGGGAUUCUCCAUUGUCUUUGGAAGUAGGAUAUGUAAUCAUUUAAAGUUACAAACUACAAGGAUAGUGACAGUAGUUUAAAUUCUACAGCGGAACAGAGAAAUGAAAUUUUGGACAGAACUGCUGUUGAAUGCAACCCACCUUCCACUCUGUUGUGAGCUAAUUAGGAUGUAUUGAAUUAAAGGAACUUUUUGAAUCAAUUGCUCCAAAAUUAUACAAGAUGUCGAUCAAACAAGAUUUGAAGCAACUUAUGAAACCAUAUUAUUUAUUCAAUAUACUCCUUAGUUUAUCUUAUGUGGCAUUCAAAAGACUUCCAGUAUUCUGCAACUAUUUAUUCCACACAGAUCAAUGUGAAUUUGAUGGGAAAGAAACCGAAAUUUUGUUUUUCCUAAUUAUUGUGGUAAUGAUUCGUACAAGAAAGGCUGGUAGUGUAUCCAUGAUUAAUUAUCUCUCAUCUAGUUUCAUUUACACCAAAGCUGCAAACCUAAUAUUAUGGUUCAAUGCUGAUUUGUUGAUGGGAAUUUUUUAUGGCAUCAUUUUUAUUUUUGGAGCUUUUCUCUUUCCUGAACCUACUUAUAGUGGAGCAGAUCAAGUUGUAUACUUUAGAGGAGCUGAAAAUUUAGAAGAGGAACUUGAAAAAGACAAACAAGUAACUUGGCUCAUAACAUUUUAUGCUGUUUGGAAUCCAGCUUGUGUAAACUUUGCUCCCAUUUUUGCCAAACUCAGUAAUGUUUAUGGCUUGGAAAAUUUGAAAUUUGGCAAAAUAGAUGUAGGAAGACAUCCUGAAGCUGCAAGGAAAUAUCAAGUUAAUGACAGUAGUUUCUCCAAACAGCUCCCAACUGUUAUAUUGUUCAAAGAGGGGAAGGAAAUUAUGCGUAGACCCAUACCAGAUGAGAAGAAGAGUUUUGUCAAAUUUCCUUUCCAUGAAGAAAGCAUUAAAAACGUUUUUGGCUUAAAUCGUUUAUAUGAUGAAGCUAAAAAUUCAAUUAAUCCAAAGAAAAGGUUGAAGGCAGAGUAAAACCCUGAUGUCAUGUUAUUAGUUUGAAAGUAGAGAUGAGUAAAAGGUAAAGAAAUAAGUGAUAUCAAAAUUAUCACAUUUUUCACUAAUCAUUAAUUUAUAAAUGUUUUUUGAGAUUGAGUGUACAUGACAAAAAUUAUGCAAUUAUUAUAGAACCAAUAGAAUAAAAAUAUGUUUGAAUUUCAUUAGAUUCUCGAUGCGUAUGAUACAUAUUCGUGAUUGUGAAACUGAUUUUGGGUGUUUAUAUGAAAUAACAAUUUCCAUUUGAUCACAUUGUUAGAACCCAAAAAUUAAAAGAAAAUAUAUAUGAAAAGAAAUAACCAAUAUCUCCAUGAUUAUAGAUUUGAUUGGGUUCUUGCAAAGUUUCAUUUUAAUGGCGCUGUUGUUUCCAUGGAAAUAUGUAAUUUCAUAAUUUAGCCGUUUGUAAAGAAAAAUUUAGUGUUGAUAUUAUAAAGCUCUAGUUCAACUCAUGAUCAGCGAACCAACAGUUUGAAAGGUAGCCUUUGGCUGAUACAAGUUCUAUAUUAUAAAUCUCUUUUUGUGCCGUUUGAACAAACAUAUUUUGGAAAUGAUUAGUUUGGUUGCUGUGCUGCUUGUUAGAAUUUAUAUCAAUCGAACAGGUUUUUCUUUGUACUGUGUUGGUGUGGGCAACCACAUAAUUCAUUAUGAUUUUAAUAAAGAAGCUAAAAACUCCAA
Messenger RNA from Harmonia axyridis, 1848 nucleotides. RefSeq names its product thioredoxin-related transmembrane protein 2 homolog. The transcript is spliced from 3 exons. The coding region runs from base 355 to 1152 and encodes 265 amino acids. The record is from RefSeq and is a predicted model, not a curated record. Lineage: Eukaryota; Metazoa; Arthropoda; Insecta; Coleoptera; Coccinellidae. Gene Ontology annotation, molecular function: disulfide oxidoreductase activity. Gene Ontology annotation, cellular component: membrane-bounded organelle.